Euleptes europaea (tarantolino) is the source of this 1333-nucleotide messenger RNA. RefSeq names its product succinate-CoA ligase ADP-forming subunit beta (gene SUCLA2). Bases 87 to 1298 code for a protein of 403 amino acids. Gene Ontology annotation, biological process: tricarboxylic acid cycle; succinyl-CoA metabolic process. Gene Ontology annotation, molecular function: ATP binding; metal ion binding; succinate-CoA ligase (ADP-forming) activity. The transcript is spliced from 10 exons. Gene Ontology annotation, cellular component: mitochondrion; succinate-CoA ligase complex. Lineage: Eukaryota; Metazoa; Chordata; Lepidosauria; Squamata; Sphaerodactylidae. The record is from RefSeq and is a predicted model, not a curated record.
UACUUGGUGGCAGUACAGGCUUGUUGAAUAGCCAUGGGCUUCAAGUGCAGCAGCGAAGGAACUUGUCGCUGCAUGAAUACCUGAGUAUGGAACUGCUGAAGGAUGCUGGCAUUGCUGUUCCGCACGGAUUAGUCGCCAAGACACCAGAGGAAGCUUACCAGGUUGCAAAAGAAAUAGGAACAAAGGACCUUGUUGUAAAAGCACAAGUAUUAGCUGGUGGCAGAGGGAAAGGAACGUUUGAAGGUGGCCUUAAAGGAGGAGUGAAAAUAGUCUUUUCUCCAGAAGAAGCAAAAGACAUUUCCUCCAAAAUGCUUGGGAAAAAGCUGUAUACAAAGCAGACGGGAGAAAAAGGCAGGAUAUGCAAUCAAGUAUUUAUUUGUGAGCGAAGAUAUCCCAGGAGGGAAUAUUAUUUUGCGAUAACAAUGGAAAGAUGGUACCAAGGCCCAGUGCUCAUUGGCAGUUCUCAAGGUGGUGUCAAUAUUGAAGACGUUGCCGCAGAGAACCCUGAUGCGAUAGUUAAACAACCUGUUGACAUUGUGGAAGGCAUCAAAAAGGAGCAAGCAGUAAAGGUGGCUGAGAAAAUGGGAUUUCCUGCAAACUUAAUAAAUGAAGCAGCUGAGAAUAUGAUUAAGAUAUAUAACCUCUUUAUUAAAUUUGAUGCCACUAUGGUUGAAAUUAACCCCAUGGUUGAAGAUUCAACAGGAAUUGUGAUGUGUAUGGACGCCAAGAUAAAUUUCGACAGCAAUGCGGCUUAUCGUCAGCAGAAAGUCUUCAGCUUGCAGGACUGGACCCAGGAGGACAAGCGAGACAGGGACGCAGCCAAAGCGAACCUCAACUACAUCGGGCUGGACGGAAACAUUGGCUGCCUGGUGAAUGGGGCGGGCCUGGCAAUGGCCACGAUGGAUAUAAUUAAGCUCCAUGGAGGCACUCCGGCAAACUUCCUUGACGUAGGAGGGGGCGCUACAGCACAGCAAGUAACAGAGGCCUUUAGGCUUAUUAAUUCCGAUAAAAAGGUUCAAGCUAUUCUAGUAAAUAUUUUUGGAGGGAUUAUGCGGUGUGACGUGAUUGCGCAAGGUAUAAUUGUGGCAGUAAAAGAUUUGGAGCUAAGAAUACCCAUUGUAGUACGGUUACAAGGUACACGGGUGGAUGAUGCCAAAGCUAUAAUAACAGACAGCGGUCUAAAAAUCCUGGCCUGUGAUGACUUGGAUGAAGCUGCUAAAAUGGUUGUCAAGCUCUCCGAAAUAGUAACCUUAGCAAAACAAGCUCAGGUGGACGUUAAGUUCCAGUUGCCCAUCUGAUGGAGCUGACGGUGAUUCUCCAAUACUGUUCUCUU